CGCUACAGUACAUACAUGUAGGGAACGCUAAACUCGCUUUAAUUCUGGUGGUGUGUAAGGAGUAGUACGGAUAUAUUUGACACCUAGGGAAUCCGUUAAAGGAAAGCAUUACAUUAUUCAAGGAAGGUUCCGUAACUAAGCCGUUCAAGGUCACAGAGUACUAAUAAGAGAAUUCCAUUACUGUCACCAUCAUGGGAUACACGGAACGGCUGAUAUCCUGUUUCAUCAUUCUCACGUGUUCUUCAACAGUUCGAGCACAGUGUUCCGGGUCACCCACGGAUAUCACUAUAUCAACCUAUGAAAUAGGUUCAUUUACGUAUCCAAGCAGCGGGUUGUACACACAAAACCUGAACUGUGCCUGGUUACGGAACCCAUCCGGUUCAAACAGUGAAGACUUUCUUAUGUAUGUGUCGAUUACCCAGUUUACAUCUAACGACAUACUCACCAUUUACGACGGCACGAACAACACGGGCUCCAAUGUGUACACUUCUCCUAAUGUGGGCACAUCAAGUCUAAGCUUUACCCUUGUCGCCACUUCCGGAAACGCCUACAUCACUUUUGUAUCUGAUAGUAAGGCGGAUGCCAAACAGCUUGGUUUUACCAUCCAGUACAUGACAGCAUCGUCCGAUUCCGCGGAAGGUUGCAGUUCACCUGCGAGUUUAACAGCUACGGACACGACACAAUACCUGACGAGCGACAAUUUUCCAUCAAAGUACUCCAAAGACAGCAACUGCACUUGGUCGAUAAGCUCACAGGAUAGCUGUGGAAGUAUCGUAUUAGAUUUCAUCUAUAUCGACAUAGAGUCGGAUAAGGACUGUACCUACGAUAGAUUAACAGUCACAUACGACGGAAGUUCACAGCCAAAUAUUUGCCCUACGAAUGACUGGAAUUCCGCAUCCGACCACAGCACGACGGGUACAUCAGCCAGCAUAAAUUUGGUGUCAGAUGACGGCCAGGAACAUCAUGGAUUCGUGAUGUCUUAUACCAGAACAGGUUGUACAACAACAACAUCAACAACAACAACAACAACAGCAGCAGCAACCACAACAACAACAGCUGCUGCUACUACCACCACUGGCAAUUUGGCUCUUGUUAGUGAUGGGGCGCCCACUGCUGGAAUGAUUGCAGCCGGCUCGGUAGCAGGUGUGGUAGUUGUGACUGUUACCGCCGCAGGCGUCGUACUUUUGUUAAAGGCAAAAGGUGUCGUAGGCACAGCGGCUGCUCCAACCCGGUAUAACAUAUGAUGUAGAUGAUAUUAAACAAGGGAUUGUCCCACAACAAACCAAGCAGAGGCUGGAAACGGAAUUUAGUGUGACUGAUAUGGAGAUGGUUCUGGCUAUACAUGUAGUCUUAUAAACAACAUGGCAGCCAUGCAUACUAUUUGCAAUAUAAUUCAGAUUCAUAUCAACUUCUAUCAUUUGGAUUAUAAUCAUACGUUUCAAAUAUAAUGAGCCCGACAAAAAUACACUUUUCGGAUUGGUUCAAAACCUGAGAUAGUCAUCAUCUUGGAAAACACAUUUGUAACUUGCUGUGAAUGUUGUCCAGUAAGGCCCAUGGGGCUCGUAUUGACGCAUCAUAUACCAUUUUAGCAUCAGUAUAUAUAGUGGCCAAUCUGGAUUAAACAGCUUUGAGCUUCGAGGUGAGUGAAUGGCAAUUUGACGGUCUCAUGACGUCGAACAUGUGUCUAAUCGCGAAACAAGCGUGCAAGGCAUAUUUUAUCAUAAAGAUGGAUAUUUGGUGAUUUAUCUGUUUUUCAGGACUGUGAUAUAUAUUUCUUUUCGUAAAACUCACUGUUAAAGCUGGAGACACCAGUGAAAUUAUCAUAUUUAGAUAUAACUGAUGGCUGUUCAACAUUCCUAUACAUCACUAAUGUGUUUCAAAAUGAAAAACAAAUACACAAUAUUUAUUUGAAUCGGAGAAAUCUGCAUAAACAUGCAAGCACAACACAUAUAAAUGCCCUGAAAUAAUUUCAUCUGAGCUUUCUCUAGUUUUGAAACUUGUGACUGGCUUGUUGACAAUUAGCUAUUAUUAUACCUGGGAUAAAUAAAACACAAAAAGUAUCCUUUAAAUUAAUGCGAAGACUAAAGGAUAAAUUUCAAGGUUCGAGCAAAGGUCAAAUUAUGAAUUAUCAUUCGAUUAUAAAGUAUCUUGAAGAGAUGAUUGGCUGAUUUCUGGGAGCGAAGAUGUCUCAAAUAGCAUAUAUAUAUACAUGAAAAGAAAACAAUCAGAGAGUAAAAUUCCUUUGUCUAUCAAAAAAAUCAAGAAACACGGAGCUAUAAUACAAUGUCAUUUUGAUUAUGUAUGGUCUUCUUUGUGUGCGGUUGUUUGUAAAUAACAUGAAAACUUACAAUUUGUACAUAAUAUCCAAAAAGAAAUAGUCCGUUGUUUUGGUCUUAUAUAACAGGACAAGAAAUACAGUAGCUGAGCUAUAGCAAAUGGGUACAUUGUAUGUUCGAUGUAGAACACAGAAUGUAAAUAGUAAUAUUGAUAAUGAAAUACUUAUAAUAAUUAAACACUAUAUAUAAAAUGCGUUGUCUUCAUAACUCCAUAAAUAUAAGUACAUUGGUUAACUCAAUCAAGGACUACCAUUAUAUACAAAAAGUUAUAGCGAAUACAAAAGGAGAUACUUAUAGGGAAAAGUUUAAAAAGGAAUGGAAAAAUGGGAAAAACUUAUUGCUUUGUAAUAGUAUUGACAGUUGUCUCCUGGGUGUUGAAAUAUGUCUAACUCUGUAUUUUUCAUGUAAAUUAGUUAUUCAUAAUUUCAUAACAUUGUGAGUUGAGUUCUGAAACCAAUAGUCCAUCCCCUCUCUCUGUCUGUCUGUCUAUCUUUGUCUCUCUCUUUCUGUCUCUCUUUAUCUCUGUCUCUGUCUCUCCUUGUGCAUAUACUUUUGUCAUUUGUCCAUAAUCUGGAAUUAGUAGGUUUUUACCUUUUUCUUUUGUUUGCGAUUAUCCCUACUCCCGACUAAGUUAUUUGUUUUUCCCUCUUUUUUCUCGGUGUGUGUAUAUGUAUAGUAUGUAAGUGUAAGUAAGGAUGAGUGUGAGUGUGUAUAGAAUAUGGGUGUAGAGUGAUGUGUUAAAUAUAUAUCUGCAAUAAAACAAAUGUAUGUACUUAAAUCUUAUAUAAUAUGAAAUCAAUUGAACUGAUGAUAAUUGAUGAUGGUAUGUCUAAUCAAUUGAUGAUGGUUAUGAUGAUGAUGUUGAGUUCAUAUAAACAUGGUUUAAAGUUUUUAUGUGAUAUUCAAUUUUCUGGUACAGGAUGCUAGUAGUUGAUUGGAUGAUGAUAAUGAUGAUGAUGAUGAUGUAAUAUGUUGUUGAUGAGUUGAUGAUGAUGAUGAUGAUGAUGAUGAUGAUGAUGAUGGUGAUGAUCCAUUUAAAAUGACGAUAAUGUCCUCAAUAUAUGUAUUCUCGCCGAAAACAACACAUGGGUACAAAACAGAAAAUCAGAAUUUCACGAAAAACGACAAACAAACAAAACAUCAAAAACAAAGACAAAACAUUUCAGCUGCGAAGAAUUAGAAAUCCCAGGUCAAGAUCAUAUAAACAUACCGCAGUUAAUAUACAUGUACGUUAAAACAAUCAAUGCAAACAAAUGAUGAUGUCUGGCUACGUUUUAGCAUAUACACAUGUAAAAGUUUGGAUUCACUUUUUACUAUCUAGUUACAAAUCAUACUAUACACACCCAGAGAAGCGAUGACACCGGUCGAGCAUGGUAGAGAUACCCUUAACUCACUGAAAGCUGGACUUAGUCAUUACACAAUCAUUUGAUAUAAAAAAAAAACCAAAUAAAUCACUUCUUCCAAGUCUU
Molecule: messenger RNA, 3805 nt
Organism: Pecten maximus
Lineage: Eukaryota; Metazoa; Mollusca; Bivalvia; Pectinida; Pectinidae
Product: cubilin-like
Exons: 10
Coding region: 192-1244 (350 amino acids)
Source: RefSeq, a predicted model, not a curated record